Molecule: messenger RNA, 1929 nt
Organism: Symbiodinium sp. CCMP2456
Lineage: Eukaryota; Dinophyceae; Suessiales; Symbiodiniaceae
Source: the annotation of a GenBank genome assembly
AUGUCUGAUGUCCAUCUGGGCAGCAGGACCCCCAAGGGCGCAGGAACUCUGCAGAGAAAGGCCAGCGUCGCCAGCCGAUCGGAGGGCGCAACUCCGGAGGCUGAUCGGAGUCACGAGCGCUCCUACGAGUACUAUCCCGACACGGAGGGAUGGUGGGAAGAGGAAGGGUACGGUCACCAUUUGCACCACUUCAACGGGUACGAGACCUCGUACUACGAUGAGUGGUCUGGCGAGGGUGCACGUCAGGAUGACAUCAUUGAGGUGGACCUCUACUCCAUGGUCUUUGUUCUCGAUGAGUGCCUCACGCCGAAGGAUUUGUACAACGGCAUUGAGCUAGACGAUAGCAGCUUCGUGUUUUCCCUAGAGGCAGAUGACGUGGCACCGCAGACACCGGCUGCGUGGAGGGCCAGACCUUUGAAAAUUCACCCGGAACCUCCGCCGAUCAACCAGCGAAAGGAUCCCGGGUCCGGCACUCCGACUCGAAGCGGCGCGGCGACGGUGGAUGCCAGCACAGGAAACAACACGCCCACCGGAGGUCGCACUCCUCGACAGAAGGCGUCCACGCCGCCGAAGCUGGAGACGCCACCGCCCAAGGACCUGCCGCCCCUAGCGGUGUCCGCCUCAAGGGUGGAGCCUUCUACCAUGGAGAUGGAGGACUCCGAACCCUCCGACGAGGCUCUGAUGGAUCCAGGCAAGACCAGCGCGAAGAUCCACAUCAGCAACCGACAGCUGGAGCACCUGAAGCAGAAGAUGCAGGUCUUAAAGCAGCGGAAGAGCACCCCCGCUGAGGAGCGGGAAAAGAAGGAGAAAGAUCCUAAGGGCAAGGAGGAAGGCGAGGCCAAAGAGGCUUCAAAGGAAGCCGAGAAAGUCGAGAAGGGCGAGGAGGAUGCGGAGAUCCCAAACGUCUCCAAGAGGAUGGAGGGCAAGGUCCACUCCAACUGUCCUGGUGCGCACGGACUCAGCUUCUUCCUGACUCCGGAGAACGGCUGGUGGUGCAGCGUCUGUGAAAAGGAGCACGCAAAGGGUUCCGGCUUCUAUGGCUGUCGCCAGUGCGACUACGAUGAAUGCCAGCGCUGCGCGCUGACGCCGCAGCCGGCGUCCAAAGCUGCCGCACCGCAGCCAGAAUCUAGCAACAACUCCCACGCUGAAACGACCAGCCGUGGCAACAACGCCAUGAAGACGCCGCCUCCACCGCCUCCGCCUCCGCAGAAAGGAGCGGCCAAGACUCCGCCGGUCCCGCCGGAUCCUGUGAAGAAAGGCUCAUCGAACGCGGCGUCCUCGUCCUCGUCCUCGUCCACUUCCGGCCAAGAGUCCGGUCGGUCGAAGUCCAAGUCGAAGUCCUCGACGCGCUCGCGGUCCUCGCCGGUUCGAAGGAAGGGCAAGGAUGCGAAGAAGGAGAAGGAGAAGGAGAAGGAGAAGAAGAAGGAGGAGAAGGAGAAGGAGAAGAAGGAUGGGAAGAAGAAGGAUCCAAAGAAGAGCCAGGCCAAGCGCAAGGCCACGGCGAAGGUGAAGGUGAAGAAGAGCGUGAAAAGGCCCCAGAAGCCCACGAAAUCUGCCUCUCGGUCCCGAUCCUCGGAGAACUCGGAGUCCAAGUCAAAUGGGGAAAAGGCUCUUCGAGCAGCGGGACUCAAGAAAGGGGCUCUUGGUGGCAAAGGGCGGAGCCUGGGGCGCAGCGGCAGUGCGGCACGGCAGGAGAAGAAGAAGAAAAAAAGCAAAAAGUCCGAUGGCGGGAAGCGUGCUGCGGACCGUUUCCAUCUCCCAACCCUCUUUGGAAAACACUCGCUCACUAGCUGCUUUCUCUCGCUAGCUUCUCUGGAGUCGGAGUGCUUUGAUGGGAGGAUCCGAAGCUCGUCCCUCGCAAGGAGCCCGAGAGGUGGGAGCCGAAGUGCCGGACCCAGUCAGGGAGAGGCAGAAAAGGAGCUUCCCUAG